Aaosphaeria arxii CBS 175.79 is the source of this 1274-nucleotide messenger RNA. RefSeq lists its product as uncharacterized. Gene Ontology annotation, biological process: L-valine catabolic process. Gene Ontology annotation, molecular function: NADP binding; NAD binding; 3-hydroxyisobutyrate dehydrogenase activity. Bases 66 to 1058 code for a protein of 330 amino acids. Gene Ontology annotation, cellular component: mitochondrion. The transcript has 4 exons. The record is from RefSeq and is a predicted model, not a curated record. NCBI's taxonomy places the organism in Eukaryota, Fungi, Ascomycota, Dothideomycetes, Pleosporales.
CUUUUCUAUAAGAUCCAAAAACUGCAACCAAAUCAAUCAACCCGUCAACUAAAACAAUAAGAAACAUGUCCGACGUUGGAGUUAUCGGCCUCGGUGUCAUCGGCUUUGGUAUGGCGAUCAACUUGCGUCGCAAGCUUGACUCCGGUGUCACCCUCCAUGUCUACGACGUAUUGGAUACAGCCAUUCAGCGCUUUUUGAAGGAGGCUGGCGACUAUGGCAAGGUUGAAGUAGCUACUUCGCCUGCCGACCUCGUUGGCAAAUGUGGUACCGUACUCUCCAGCUUGCCUGCUGGGCAGCAUGUCAAGCAGGUAUACUUGGAAGGGGACAAUUGUGUCCUUAAAGCACCUGUGAAUGCCGACAGGUUGAUCAUCGAUUGCAGCACCAUUGAAAUUGAGCUUACCCGAGAUGUCGGAAAUCAGAUCAUGAAUGCAGGCUUGGGCAACUUCGUCGAUGCCACUGUUUCUGGAGGAGUAUGGGGAGCCAAUGACGGAACCCUUACGUUCAUGGUUGGCCACGCCAAACCUACUGAGGCAGAUGUCGUGGGUAAUCGAGUCUGGAACAUCUUGUCCUUGGUUGGCCAACGCGACAAGAUACGCUUCUGUGGCGGGCUCGGCAUGGGCCAGGUUGCCAAAAUCGCCCACAACUAUGUUUCCCUCUGCAACAAUGUCACUGCCACGCAGGGCAUGGCUCUGGGCCUCAAGUAUGGCAUUGACAAACAGGUUCUUUGGGAAUGUAUGACCGAUGGUACCGCGAAUUCGUGGGUCAUGGGCUUGGAACAACCUGUUCCGGGCAUUGUGCCUGACGCUCCCUCGAGCAAUGGGUACCGCAGGGCUUUUGCGCCAGCCCUCAGCCUCAAAGACCUGGGUAUCGCGGUCAAGUGUGCUGAAAAGGUGGGAAUCAAUCCGACUGUAGGCAAGGUGGCUAUCGAGGCAUUUACGGUUGUUGAUAAUGACCCUCGCACGAAGAAUCUUGACCAUACCUCUCUGUGGCUACAUGUCAACGAUAAUGUAGAUGCUUUCAUCAAGGAGAACGGCGUGUGGCCGGGAGGAACUUUGUAGAUUCCUUUCUCAGAGAGUAGGUAGGUCGGGCUGGCCUGCUAGCAUUCCAUGGCUACAAUUUUACAUUAGCAAAGCUUGUGAACUCUUAGCUGGCUAUUGAAAAUGCAUGAAGCUGGCAGGGGGCUAGCUCGACGUGCUUACCCUUUGUAUAUACAAGAGGCCUAGAUAUAGACACACAAGUCUACAGCAACUCAUCAAUCGAAAUCUAUGUCUCCU